Messenger RNA from Anopheles coustani, 3543 nucleotides. Its product is annotated as cryptochrome-1-like. The record is from RefSeq and is a predicted model, not a curated record. Gene Ontology annotation, cellular component: nucleus; cytoplasm. The coding region runs from base 1 to 3147 and encodes 1048 amino acids. Lineage: Eukaryota; Metazoa; Arthropoda; Insecta; Diptera; Culicidae. Gene Ontology annotation, molecular function: DNA binding; FAD binding. The transcript is spliced from 4 exons. Gene Ontology annotation, biological process: negative regulation of DNA-templated transcription; entrainment of circadian clock by photoperiod; circadian regulation of gene expression.
AUGACGAAGAAAAUGUCGGCAAUUGGCCACUACAAGAGCAGUUCGGGAACCGUCACUACUGCCGGAAUGAGCGGCUUUUCUGGUGGCGGUUCCUCGGAGAGGGAGCAGAACGCAUCAGGCACAUCGUCGCAGCUGAAAAUGCAGCAAGACAUGUGCGGUGGUGGCAAAGGGCCGUUCAAGGAACAGAGUCAUCACCAUCAUUCGCACCAUUCGCACCAUAAUCAUCAUCAUCCGCAGCAGCAUCGGCAGCAGUUGACCAGCAAGCCUCGCGAUAAACACACCGUGCACUGGUUCCGGAAGGGCCUACGACUACACGACAAUCCCGCCCUAAGGGAGGGACUGCGCGGGGCCACGACAUUCCGAUGCGUGUUCAUCAUUGACCCUUGGUUCGCCGGCAGCUCUAAUGUUGGCAUCAACAAAUGGCGAUUUCUACUACAAUGCUUGGACGAUCUGGAUCGUAACCUGCGAAAGCUCAAUUCCCGACUUUUCGUCAUCCGUGGCCAGCCUGCAGACGCUCUACCAAAGCUCUUCAAAGAAUGGGACACUACCUGCCUUACGUUUGAGGAGGAUCCCGAACCGUUCGGUCGCGUGCGUGAUCACAACAUCUCGGAAAUGUGCAAAGAACUCGGCAUCGAAGUCAUCUCAGCCGCCUCGCAUACGUUGUACAAUCUGGAAAGAAUUAUCGAAAAGAAUGGAGGCCGAGCACCGUUGACGUACCAUCAGUUCCAGGCCAUCAUUGCCUCGAUGGAUGCGCCACCACCGCCCGAAACCACCAUCACGCUGGAAGUGAUCGGAAACGCUACCACGCCGCAGUACGACGAUCACGACGACAAGUACGGUGUACCGACGCUGGAAGAGCUCGGCUUCGAAACGGAAGCGCUACGACCGCCAGUCUGGAUCGGUGGUGAAACGGAAGCGCUGGCUCGCCUCGAACGCCACCUCGAGCGGAAGGCGUGGGUUGCCUCGUUCGGGCGUCCCAAGAUGACGCCGCAAUCGUUGCUCGCCAGUCAGACGGGUCUGUCGCCGUACCUGCGCUUCGGGUGUCUCAGUACGCGUCUGUUCUACUACCAGCUGACCGAUCUGUACAAGAAGAUCAAAAAGGCCUGCCCACCCCUGUCACUGCACGGGCAGCUGCUGUGGCGCGAGUUUUUCUACUGCGCUGCCACUAAGAACCCUACCUUCGACAAGAUGGCCGGCAACCCGAUCUGCGUGCAGAUUCCGUGGGAUCGCAAUGCGGAGGCACUGGCGAAGUGGGCUAGCGGGCAGACGGGUUUCCCGUGGAUCGACGCGAUCAUGACGCAGCUGCGGGAGGAAGGAUGGAUCCAUCAUCUGGCGCGUCACGCCGUCGCCUGCUUCCUAACGCGGGGCGACCUAUGGAUCUCGUGGGAAGAGGGGAUGAAGGUGUUCGAGGAGCUGCUGCUCGAUGCGGACUGGUCAGUGAACGCCGGCAUGUGGAUGUGGCUGUCGUGUUCUUCCUUUUUCCAGCAGUUUUUCCACUGCUAUUGUCCGGUCAAAUUCGGUCGCAAAGCUGACCCAAACGGAGACUACAUUCGGCGGUAUCUGCCGGUGCUAAAGAACUUUCCCACGCGCUUCAUCCACGAGCCCUGGAACGCUUCGGAGAGUGUGCAGCGGGCGGCAAAGUGUCUGGUAGGCAAGGACUAUCCGCUGCCAAUGGUGAACCAUGCGAUUGCAUCCCGCGCCAACAUGGAGCGCAUCAAGCAGGUGUACCAGCACCUGGCAAAGUAUCGCACACCGACUGGACCCACCUGCUACGAGAGCGCUGAGGGUGCCGAAAGGGGUGGGUCGGCAAUUGCGGGCGUAAUGACGGCGGCCAAGGUGCACCACAUGAACACCAGCAGCAUGAACGACAGCCCGAGCCCCACCACCAUCCUGACGAGCGUGAACAGCUCGGGAAACUACAUGUGCCGUAGUAAUCCAUCCGCUCAAAGCGAUCCCAACGUGAAGGUACUGAACUAUCUUCCGUCACAUGGUGAUCCCAGUCCUGGUGGUGGUGGUGAUGGGCGCACCAAACAGGGCGGCAACACCGUUGAAGGUGGAACUGGUGGAGCUGGUGGUAGUGCCGAUGAGAAAAGAGUCUCCGAUGGAAUGGAAAAUCAUAAUCAUCUGGCACAUUCUAUGCAGAGUAAUGUCCUGCAGCAUCAACAGCAGCGGCAACAGCAUAGACACCAACAGCAGCAGCAGCAGGAGCAGCAACAACACGAGCUGCAAGCCCAACGGAUGCAAGAAAACGCAAGGCCACAUCAGACCAGUGAGCACCGGUUCGGGGAACCGUCGGUAGCGGAAUACGCCGCGAUCAAACCGGAUAGUCUAAGCUCGCUUAUCCGGGCUGGGAGCCUGGGAAAUGCAACCGGUCGCUAUUCUAACCUCCAGGAUCAGCUGAGCAACAGCCUGAUGUCUCUCGAGUGCGACGUGAUGGCGGCAAAACUGAAACCCAACAAUUACGAGUACGAGCGCAACCACAAUAUGUACAACAACCAGUUCAAGGUGGAGUACAGCGACAACUUUAACUCGGGUUAUGGUCUGCGCAAUGCGGUAUUCUACGGUGGCAAGCGAGAGGACGAAGGCGGUGAGGAACAGAACGGUGACACUGUUACCGAUAGUGUCAACAACAAUAACAAUAACAAUAAUAACAUCAACUCUACCGAAGGACGAAACAUUGAUGCCGAGCAAGAGCAAGGGCAGGCACGAGCCGAAUCCCUCGGUACUCGACUGAUGGCUCUUACGGCAGUGUCUGCUCUGCAAGAUCCGACAACUGAACAUACUUCAGCUAGGACGCAGAUUAAGCAAGAGCCACCUGUACAAACUCAGGCCGACAAAUCUUACCACCGGCAACGGCAAGAAGCGCUUCAGCGGCAGCAGCAACCGGAAACCCGAAGCCAGUCGCAGUCGACACCAGUGAAGAACGAACAGCGCACCCCUCAGCUGCUGCCCUCUCCUGCGAUGCACACCGAUUGCGAUUACGAACCGGAAAGGCAUAAUUUACUGGCCGACAUUCAACGUCCACAGCACCUCCAACGGAAACCGAUGAUGCAGAGCCAGGUGGAGCCGACGCUAAUGGAGCAGGGUAACGAUCAACCGAUGUCCGAGGCACCGGCCAGUGAUGAUAAGCGUGGUGCAGCGGAUUAGUGACGCGAUACAAGUAUAGCGACCAUGUAUUUAAGCAUUUUUGUGGCAUCUUGAUGAUAAAAUUUGUGCAUUGUGAAAUAAAAUUUGAAAAAAAAAAACAAUAUACAACCGAGAAGAGUAAAACAACAUCCAAAGUUGAGGAUGAAAAAUGAAUCAAAAAUAAAGUAAUUCCUAUGCAAAUGUGAAACGUCCUGAAAUCGGAAGUGGAAGAUGGUUCAAACUGGUUGGAUUGCGUUUGAAACCAAACUCCAACGCACGGUCCUUUUGAGGGGUUACUUUUUUAUCUGUCAUUUGCACCUACAUGUGAAUUCGUAUUGCUUCGUGUGUAUGUAAACGCGCUUGGAACGAAUAUCGCAAAUAAAAAAGGAAAUAAAUUUUCUGCAUUCUGCCUAUAAA